AUGGAAAUCCUUGGAGGUGUCACUACUGUUUGUGUAGUAUUGCUUGUCUGCAGUUUCCCGCCAUGGAACUAUGGCAACUUUGUCUCUAAGGAUUUUGAAGACACAUUACUUGCGCUGUCUAAAGUGAUCGAAUACAUUCACCAAAGACCUCGUCAAAUGAAUGCUGAUGUUACGUUAUCUCUAACAAUCAUCGAAGCUAACGUGGCUGCUAUUUUCGUUGGUAAAAAUAUUCAAUGGUUUAAUAAUGAACAACGAAAUGGAUUAAUAAGAAUUUUGAAACUUUGUGAUUCGACAAGACAAUUCCUAUUGGAGAAGAUUAAUUCAAAAAAUGAAAAUGUCCAAUUACUGCACGAAACGAUAAAUUAUCCUGCUUUAUGGAUGAAAGCAAUAUCAUGGCGGCGUGGUGCCCUAGAGAGGGGGUGGGUCAAUCUUGAAUUAUCUUAUCAAGAUAUACGAGACUUGGUAAUGCAAGGAGCGCCCAAGGAGGAAGAAAGUGAUCGAUGUCUCGGUGAAAUCGUUCGGAAUAAAUUGAAUUCGAAUCACAGAUUUCCUGAUUUAUGUGCCGAGAUAUUGGCGACUCGAGGACCCACUAGAGGGUAUCCUCUUACUCAUCGAUUAUUGAUCGUUCAAAUUGCUAAAGUGUUGAACUGCGACCAAGGUGUUCCAUCUUCUGAAUUAAUACUCUCUUAUUGCUCCGCGAUUUUACAAGAUUUGAUCGAUAUCGAGGUAGCUGGAUUUCCAUAUCAAACGCGGGAUUUAAUGAUGGAACAAGUUCUUCUGUGCGGUAUGGAAGGUUUCCUGGAGUUCACAGAUGAGCACUAUGCACGAUUAAUACUGGGUUGGUCCCACCCUAGCGGCUGUUUCAGUUCCUUCGGAAGUUUAUCUCCCAGAAACGAAACACGCGUGUCACGAAGAGCCUCGUUGCAGACGGAUUUUGGUUGCGACAGCCACACUACUGGUCUUGCCGCUGCCUCGUUUUCUUUAUUUAUCCGCAAACAUCUAGAGAACUGGUAA
This is a messenger RNA of Eufriesea mexicana, 1014 nucleotides long. Its product is annotated as UPF0764 protein C16orf89 homolog. Lineage: Eukaryota; Metazoa; Arthropoda; Insecta; Hymenoptera; Apidae. The transcript is spliced from 7 exons. The record is from RefSeq and is a predicted model, not a curated record. Gene Ontology annotation, cellular component: membrane; cytosol. Bases 1 to 1014 code for a protein of 337 amino acids.